Corylus avellana is the source of this 1725-nucleotide messenger RNA. Its product is annotated as putative UPF0481 protein At3g02645. NCBI's taxonomy places the organism in Eukaryota, Viridiplantae, Streptophyta, Magnoliopsida, Fagales, Betulaceae. The record is from RefSeq and is a predicted model, not a curated record.
AUGGCUUCUUCAGCCUCUCCCCAACCCGCAACAACGCCAUCUCAAUCUUAUUCCAAAUUUGACGAGAUUCGAUGGGUGAUUCAGAUCCGCCGAGCCCUCGAAGAAGAGCCGGAGGAUGAUGAUGAUGCUGACGCCGAAGCCCCAGUAAGCAUCUUCAAUGUCCCCAAAGCCCUUCUGGCGAGUGACCCAGAUUCUUAUACUCCACAAGAAGUUGCUCUUGGGCCUUUCCACUGUUUGCGCCAAGAGCUCUAUAAGAUGGAGAGAUACAAGCUAGCGGCAGCAAAAACCACCCAAAAGCAACUCCAAUGCCUCAAAUUCCAGAAUCUGGUUGACCAAUUGAUAAAGCACGAGCCAAGGAUCCGUGCAUGCUACCACAAGUACUUGGAUUUCAACAGCGAAACGUUGGCGUGGAUGAUGGCCGUCGACGCGUCGUUCCUGCUCAAGUUCCUUGGAAUCUACGCCAUCGAAGAAGGCAAAGUGCUGAGAAAAGUUUCCUCCAGGAUGUCACACUUGGUCGACAGCGGCGGAGCCAAGUCGGCGCAUAACGCAAUUCUCAGAGACAUGAUAAUGCUGGAGAAUCAAAUUCCUUUGUUUGUGUUGAGGAAGGUGUUGGAGUUGCAAUUCUCGUCGCAGGAGUCUGCCGACGGCGUGUUGCUUGCCAUGUUAAUGGGGUUAUGCAAAGAGCUUUCGCCUUUGAAGCUGGCGGAAGAUGUGUCGAAGAAUAUUCAAGUGUCAAAGGCUGCCCACUUGCUUGACUUUUUGUACGACAUGAUCGUGCCCAAAAUGGAAGAACCAUCGUCACCGGCAAUAGUAAUCGAAAUUGAGGGCGUGGAUGAUCGUAAUGAAGGCAUGGAAGGGGAGAAGAAAUCUUCUGCAGAUUCCAGUUACGUGAAACAAUUCCUCGAUGAGGUUUGGAAGCUGCUUUCAAAAUUAAACCGCGGCCCAAAAUUUCUUUUUAAGAAGGUGUUGGUAUCUGGACCAAUAAAACUCCUGGUAAAAUUGCCAUGGACAAUCCUCUCCAAGCUUCCCGGGUUCUCACUCUUAAAACAACCUGUGGAGUAUUUUGUUUCCUCGCAAGAUAAAGAAGAAGCCAAGUCGGAAAACGAGGCUUCAACUUCAAACAAACCACCGCUGGUGGAGGAAAUCGCAAUCCCUUCUGUGUCUGAGCUCACAAGAGCCGGCUUCCUUUUCACACCCACAAACGGCGGCGUCUCAACCGUUUCUUUCGACGCCAAGACACUCACAGUUUACCUCCCCACAGUGAGUUUAGACAUCAACACGGAGGUGGUUUUGAGAAACUUGGUAGCAUAUGAAGCUUCAAACGCAUCGGGGCCGUUGGUUUUUACGCGGUACACAGAAUUGAUGAACGGGAUUAUCGACACGGAGGAGGAUGUGAAAGCGCUUAGAGAAAGAGGGAUCAUUUUGAACCGUUUGAAGAGCGAUGGAGAGGUGGCGAGCCUGUGGAAUGGGAUGAGCAAGUCUAUCAGAUUGACGAAAGUGCCAUUUUUAGACAAGGUGAUUGAAGAUGUGAACAAGUAUCACGGUUACAAAUGGAAGGUUAAAGUGGGAAAAAUCUUAAAGAUUUACGUGUUUGGUUCUUGGCAGUUUCUCACAUUUCUUGCUGCAAUUUUUUUCCUGCUCUUGAUGACAAUGCAAUCGUUUUGCUCGGUUUACAGCUGCAGUCGCUUUCUUCAUAUCAACCCCACAACACUCACUAAUUCUUAG